Molecule: messenger RNA, 1536 nt
Organism: Limulus polyphemus (Atlantic horseshoe crab)
Lineage: Eukaryota; Metazoa; Arthropoda; Merostomata; Xiphosura; Limulidae
Product: serine/threonine-protein phosphatase 2A catalytic subunit beta isoform-like
Exons: 10
Coding region: 306-1235 (309 amino acids)
Biological process (GO): peptidyl-serine dephosphorylation; mitotic cell cycle
Cellular component (GO): cytosol
Molecular function (GO): protein serine/threonine phosphatase activity
Source: RefSeq, a predicted model, not a curated record
ACCUCCAUAUACUUGGUAAGUUAUUGUAGAGUUGCUGUGAGUUUCAAGUGCAAUGAAUAAGUUGAGAGUCAUCUAAAAUACUAGUGCCGUAUCAACAUCCCACGGGUCACAAGAGCCAACCUUCAACUGUAUCUAAGACAUAAUCAAGGUGCUACAGGACAGCCUGUAUGUAGGUAAAAUCAGUAUUUUUGAUUGGAUUUCAGGACUGAAACCAAUCAAGAUCAACUCUGUCAUUUCCUUGAGUAUGUAUCCUGAACUGCUGUAGUCUCCUCUUUUGUUGCAGAGUCUUGGCUACCUAUUAAGUAAUGGAGGAUAAAUCAACUUUGAAAGAAUUAGAUACAUGGGUUGAGCAGUUGAAUGAAUGUAAGCAACUCUCUGAAAAUCAAGUUAAAACUCUUUGUGAAAAGUCAAAAGAAAUACUAGCUAAAGAAUCCAAUGUUCAAGAAGUAAAAUGUCCAGUUACUGUAUGUGGAGAUGUGCAUGGGCAGUUCCAUGACCUUAUGGAACUGUUUCGUAUUGGAGGAAAAUCUCCAGAUACCAACUACCUCUUCAUGGGAGACUAUGUAGAUAGAGGAUAUUAUUAUGUUGAAACUGUAAACCUUCUAGUUGCUUUGAAGGUGAGAUAUCCAGAAAGAAUAACGAUUUUGCGAGGAAAUCAUGAGAGUAGACAGAUUACUCAAGUGUAUGGAUUUUAUGAUGAAUGCCUAAGAAAAUAUGGCAAUGCAAAUGUUUGGAAAUAUUUUACAGAUCUGUUUGACUACUUGCCAUUGACUGCCCUUGUUGAUGGACAGAUAUUUUGUUUACAUGGAGGAUUAUCUCCAUCAAUUGAUACCUUGGACCAUAUCCGGGCUUUAGACCGCUUACAAGAGGUACCACAUGAGGGACCAAUGUGUGAUCUUUUAUGGUCAGAUCCUGAUGACCGUGGGGGCUGGGGUAUCUCUCCACGUGGUGCUGGGUACACCUUUGGACAAGACAUAUCAGAGACAUUCAAUCAUACAAAUGGCUUAACACUUGUAGCUAGAGCUCAUCAGCUGGUAAUGGAGGGGUACAAUUGGUGCCAUGAUAGAAAUGUUGUAACAAUUUUCAGUGCACCCAAUUAUUGCUAUCGUUGUGGUAACCAAGCAGCUAUUAUGGAGCUGGAUGAUGCUCUUAAAUAUUCAUUCCUCCAGUUUGAUCCUGCACCACGGCGAGGUGAACCUCAUGUGACACGUCGAACUCCAGAUUAUUUCCUCUAAGUAUUAAGAUUGAGAGACUGGUAGCUUAUGUCAUACAAUAGGAAGGAAUAAAAAACAAUUGCAGACUUCACCUUUAAUAGAAAAUAAAAUGUUUUCUUUCUUUGUUCACUGUGGUUGAGUUUGGUAAAGUUGUUGUCUCCCAGUUGAAAAUAGUUACUUAUUUUCUGGAUAGAUCUGUAUUAUGACUGUAUGCUCAUGUAAUUUGUUUGUGUAAAAUUUGAUAUUGUCUGACUUGGAUUUUUUCCUAAAGAUUUGCAUGUAAAUGUAUAAAAUAAAAAUGCCACAUUAAUAUUCAGCUGAA